Molecule: messenger RNA, 4401 nt
Organism: Photinus pyralis (common eastern firefly)
Lineage: Eukaryota; Metazoa; Arthropoda; Insecta; Coleoptera; Lampyridae
Gene: Ir76b
Product: glutamate receptor ionotropic, delta-2
Exons: 6
Coding region: 800-2392 (530 amino acids)
Cellular component (GO): membrane
Molecular function (GO): glutamate-gated receptor activity
Source: RefSeq, a predicted model, not a curated record
CUUAAACUUUUCUUGGAAAAUGAAAAAUUUGUCAGAUAGUACAAUACGUAUUCUGGCACGAUUAGAGCGUUGUACGUGGAUGCACCGUCCUGUUGAAACCAACAGUUUCCAACUUUUGGUUUUUUGUGUGCCAUAGAUCAUCGUACCUAUGCUAUUUAAUUGCGCAACUUUACCCUCUUUUAUGCCAUACUAAUAAGGGAAAAGCAAAACGCACGCGUGCUUCUGGUUUUCAAAUGGACAAAACCACAUGAGAAAACAAAAAGUACAGUUGCAUUUAGAGACUGUGAACGAAAUAGUCAUUUUCACACCGACUUGCUAUACUUUUUCCGACCCAGUAAGUCGUUUUAUUCUUGAGGGAAUACGAUUUUCUUACACGAAUGAAUUGCAAAUUUUAAAUUACUUUUCUAGUCUAACUAAAACUGCGUAUAAUAUCGCAAUAAAUCGAUUCCCAUUAACUUAAAAAUGUUCCCCGUCCCUUAAAAUACUAUAAAAAUAUGGAAAACGAUUUUUAAUGGUGACGUGAUAAUAAAACGUUUAUUCAAACUGAUAAGAUUUUAACUACAGCUUUGAAAUCCAAAUACGACAAUACCUACGUAGGUAGUGAAUAAAUGUUUGAUGUUAUUCUUUUGUUAUGAUGGCAUGGGGUAGUUAACGGCUAUUAUCCUGCGCAUCUGUACAUAUUAGCAUUUAAUAACGCAUUUUAAUGCUGACACAUAUGACUGGGGCUGUAGUUUAAUAGUAGAGUUUGAAAAGAAUUCAAGUAAAAACUUCGUGGCAACGUGUAGUGCAAACAACCAAAAUGACCAACGGAUUAGCAAAAAUGUGCAACGACUUGCCUAAACUGUAUAAUUUUGGAGAUGAAUAUAUGGAUUUAAUUCCAGAAGGAAAUGACCCAGAGACGAAGAAGGGUGAAAUUCGAAAGUUAGGAAAGAUGCUUCGAGACGAACACAUAACGAUUGUAACUACACAAAACAAGCCACUACACUACGUAGUAGAGGAUAGUAACGGACAGUUGGUUGGGAAAGGGGCAGCUUUCGAUUUACUUCACUACAUCAAAGAGCAAUACGAAUUUAAUUACACUGUAACUCUGUACAAAGAUCAAGGUUUGGGAAACAAGAACGCAAGUAUUAUCAGAGAACUCGGCGAAGGCCGUGCCGAUAUAGCAGUAGCAUUCGUGCCGAUACUUCCUGGAGUGGACACUGCAUUGGACUAUUCCCCAAUCUUAGAUCUUGGAGAAUGGAUGUUGUUAAUGAAACGGCCAAGCGAGUCCGCAACCGGUUCAGGAUUACUGGCACCCUUUACCUCUGACGUUUGGAUCUUAAUUUUGAUAUCACUAAUCUCCAUGGGUCCGAUAGUGUCGCUCCUAAUACUCUGGCACAAAAAGCUUUGUCCGGGAGAACAGAAUCUUACGCACAGUCUAUUCGAAUGCGUCUGGUUCGUUUAUGGAGCGAUUAUAAAACAAGGCUCGACCAUGUACCCAACUGCAGACUCGACCAGGUUACUCUUUGCGGUGUGGUGGAUUUUUAUAACAAUACUGACCGCCUUCUACACAGCUAAUUUAACCGCUUUUUUAACCAUUUCCAUGUUUACACUACCAGUCUCGAAAGCGGAAGACAUCGGCGCGAAAAAGUACAGUUGGAUUGCAGACGAUGGCGGAGUAAUUCAAUGGGCCAUGGAUGACGUCUUGCAGAAACCUUUGCACAAUUCGAUACCAAUCUACAAAAACGAUAGGGAUGCAAAGGUUAUCAUGGAGGACUAUGUGAGGGUUCAAAAUUAUCUAUAUAUUAACGAUAGACUAAUUCUGGAGGAUAUGUUGUAUAAUGACUACAUGAAUCGAACAAAGAAAGACGUUCCGGAAUCUGAGCGGUGUGUCUUUGUUAUAACGAAGUGGCCAAUAUUAACUAUCGAGAGGGCCUUUGCUUACAAAAAGAAUUUCAAAUACAAACCCCUCUUUGAUAAAAUAUUGUCACAUUUGGUCGAGAGCGGAGUAGUGAAGUUUAAGAUGCAAGAACAUUUACCAAAGGCGUCAAUUUGUCCCCUCAACCUAAAAUCGAUAGAGCGACAACUACGAAAUACCGAUUUUCUUCUAACAUAUUACAUUAUUUCCUGCGGAUUUGGAUCAUCUUUGUUAUCUUUCCUUGUAGAGUCGCUGAUUGGUUAUCAGUACAAAAAGAAACUGAAAAAGGCCAAGGCAGUCGAAAACGAUGAUUUGACAAGCAUGCCACCCCUUCCCCCUCCAUACCAUACCUUAUUUCAGGAACCAUUUAACUACCCGUUCGGUCAGAAGGAAAAUAUAAAUGGGAGAGAAUACUGGGUUGUACCUUCGGAUCGUGGCAAGGAAAUUGUACCCGUGCGAGCUACAUCCGCUAUGAUGUUCCAAUACACGCAUUAAACAGUUGCUCUUCUUCGACAUUUUUUUUUUCAUCUUUUAAUUCGGUGGCGCACCAAACUUCUAUGAAUACAAAAGUCGCACAGUUUUAUUUAGUUUGGAGUGAACAUAAAAACCUGCUCAAAUAUGGUAAGUUUCAUCGCUUUCCCUAACAUACCUACCUAUCAAUAUGAACGCAUGUUGCUACAACUAUGACAUCAAAAGAUCCUACGCGAAUCAUAUAGUAUGUAGCAUACAUAAUACUGAAAUUGACCCGCAUUAUAAGAGAUAAUGUUUGUUAGUUUUACAAUAGGCUCAUUAGGAACAAUCUUACGUUUUAAGUUCGAUUGAUCUAUAAAGGCCGAGUUAUGGGAUGUACAGACGGACAGAUGUCGGAACAUAUCUAUGGAUUGUUCACAGGUUUUUAGGAAGUAAUGCAAUAAUAGCAUUUUUUUAAUUUGUAGAUAUUAAUUUAUAAGUAAAUAAUUUCAUGUGGGGAGUCCAAUUAUGGUGCUUUCCAACUUUCUAACGCAUCAAAACGAAUUACCUCCGUUAUUAAAAUUUAAAACGGUUCUAGGACAUGGAAAACUAUAAACAUGUAGAAUCUACAUAGUUUCCACGAGAGAAGAAAUGAAUAGAAUUAAAAUUAAAAUCCUCUUGGCGCUGAAGAUACUUUGUUUAGAUGAACUAAAUAAAACUGUAGUUACUUAUUUGGGGAUGCUAGACUUUAUCUCUCAACUUUAUAAAACAAAUUUUGUGUUGAAAGUAGGUAUUCACGAAAAUUAUGCAUUUUAUUCCAUGUUAUAAUUAACAAACAUCAAUGGUCAAUGUGUAAAGUUAACGGACAUCAUAAAAAUCCAUUUAUACUAAGAAUCUCGUUACAAGUCCAGAGCAUAACCGACGUAAGUUAUUUAUUGACGAGCAAAUAUUUGCUUAGGAGGAUAAAUAGGGCACUUCGUAUGUCACAAUACAAAAAAUACGUAUGUACAUAUAGGUAAAUAAUCGCGUUCUCCGUUGUGGUGGACUCAGGUUGGUGGAGAAAUACUUAUUAUCCUGCGCACCCCAACGCAUUUGUUUUAGAUAUAAUAGAUAUACAGUAAAGCGGGGGACAGUCCAUUGGGGGGUUUUCGUUAAAGCAAAGUGUUGUUCUAGAAUUGCUAAAGGUGUUCUGGUGUUUAAUACAGUGUGUUGAAAAAAUAAUGGCAUUAAACAACAUAUUGAAAACUAUUUGUCCAGGAAACACCUGUGACGAUCUGAAAAAUGCACCAACUGUUGACAAUCGCUAUGAAUUUACUCCACGUAAGAUGCUUAUUAAUUGUUUCAUUUUUACUAUAAUAACUGCAACCCGGCAUAGAAUUGAAGGGUCUGAUUGCUUGUUUUGUAUAUUGUUUAUAUUCAGUUAGCACUUUCUAUUGGAGAGCUAGAGAGAAGUUUAGAUAGGGAAAUAUAAACAGUUUUAGAAUUUGAAAAACAAUUUAUAAAUCUGGAAUUUGUAAAGCAAAACAUUAUGGGCUCUUUUUCAACGAAUGUCACGACUCACUAUAUGCAAGUAGUAGGUAAAAUCAUGAUUUUUAUUCAUUGUUAAACUUUUCAAUGCCUAUGACAAUAAUAUUGACAAAUUGUCCUUUCUUUUGCAUCUUUUGUUUCCUGUUAAAAAAAUGAAAAUAAAAAGGUACAUAAUAAUUCAUUUCAAUUCAAGAAUUAGAGAUUGGAAAUAAAUGCUUUGACAUGAUUUAAUAUUCGUUCUACUCGCAUAAAGAUUACUUAUUUUUUUAGAAAUGGACUAGGUAACGUCUAAUUCUAGACGAAAGUUUAAUCAGUAAGCUCCCUGUUCUGUUUCUUCUCAAUAAUUUUUGAUUCAUAUCAAAUCCUGUAUGUAAUACUCUAUACUCGACUCUAUACAAACUGAAGAGACUGGUCGAACCAAUCCAUUGUAGAAAACAAAAUUCAAAAAACCUCUAUCCAUUCUCGCGUUAUUGCACAAACAGACAGACAGGCGCGCACGGUUACAUAACAAGCUUUUCAACCAUGUU